UACUCACUUGAGUCAGCAGCCCCGUGCGUCCUAUCCAAUCAUUUAAGCUCUCCAAUCGUCUCGUAUAAUUGCGUCUAGAAGCCCAUAGUGGGGUACAGGUGUUCGGAGGUUACCGCUCUAGAGGAGAUGAUCUUUCAACGAAACGGGUCACCUCUUCUGAUAUCAGUGUUCUUUAUGUUCUGCUCACAGGGCUUGUUUUGGUCUUACCGUGAAGAGCAUGAUGCCACUGACAGUGAAGUUUGUUCAGAAAACAAGAUCGCCACAACAAAAUAUCCUUGCCUCAAAUCAUCUGGAGAGGUGACAACAUGCUACAGGAAAAAAUGCUGCAAAGGCUUUAAGUUUGUGUUGGGCCAAUGCAUUCCUGAAGACUUUGAUGUGUGCGCUGGCGCCCCCUGUGAACAGCAGUGCACAGACCACUUUGGCCGUAUUGUGUGCACCUGUUACCCGGGUUACCGCUACGACCGAGAGCGUCACAGGAACCGAGAUAAACCAUAUUGUCUGGACAUCGACGAAUGCGCCAGCAAAAAUGAGACAAUGUGCUCUCAGGUCUGUGUCAACUCUGUCGGGAGCUACAGGUGUGAGUGUGAGAACGGCUAUUUCCUGGAGGAAGACAAGAAAACCUGCACCGUGGGGGAGAGAGCAGCUCGUCUCUUUGAGAAGUCGGACAACGUGAUGAAGGUGGGAAUGUGUUCGGCCACCUGCGAGGACUUCCACCAGAUCAAGAUGGCUGUUCUACAGCUCAAACAGAAGAUGCUGCCCAAUAAUGCAGAAGUCCACAAGCAGAUGACCAGUGAGAAGAUGCACUCUUUCCUGCCCGGGCCUCCUGGACAGCCAGGACCUCCAGGUCCACAGGGGGUCCCAGGACCUACCGGCCAGUCGGGAACCCCAGGCCUAGUCGGACCCAGGGGAUUGAUGGGGCCUGUAGGACCGUCACCAGACCUUGGCAACAUCAAACAGGGCCGACGUGGACCAAUGGGCCCUCCAGGUGCCCCAGGAAAAGAUGGUAUGAAGGGAGAUCGUGGGGCUCCUGGACUUUCCGGACCACCAGGCCCUCCCGGAUCAUUCGACUUCCUGUUGCUGCUAAUGGCAGACAUCCGUAACGACAUCGCUGAGUUGCAGCGCAAAGUGUUGGGCAGGCAGAUCCCCUCACCGGGGGAGGACUUCCCCAUGGCCCCCCACAGCUGGGGGGAUAACCAGGACACCCUGGAAGCUGGCUCUGGAGAGGACUACAAUGACUCCACAUCCCACAGAGGCAGGGCCAAGAGCAGUAGGAAGAGAAAGCCCACAAGGGACUUUACAGACUCUGAAUGGACACCUUGAGAAUGCUUGCAUUUGCCGCUGGUGUAAAUAAUAAGUAUUUUAUUUAACAUAUAUUUUUUGACCUCUCAGUUAGAAUGUAUUACUUUUUUUACCAAAUGUUUAUUUUUAUAAACUGGAUAUUGUGUGAUAUUUAUAUGUUGGACUAACUUGACCAUCUUCAGCAGUAUUUUGUCCAAGUGGCAGCGCUAUUCUUUAUCAGAUUAAUUAUCCCUGAAAACUCAAUCAGUGAAGGUUCCAUUCUCUAAAGAGUAAACAUUUCUGUUGUAAGGGUACCGAAUAGGACCGCAGUAGGAUUAUUAUUGGUUUAUAUUUAUUCUGUACGUCCAAACACUAUUUUGGGAUUAUGUCUGGUUUCCAUGGUUACAAAGGAAGUGGGCAGCACUGCUUUAAGGUUGAAUAAUUCAGUCAGAACACUCAAACCAUUAAUCAUCAGAAAAACAGGAGUGCUACUCACGUUAAACUUCUUUAUCGAAAUAUUAAUUUAAAAAAAGCUUCUAUUUCAACAUUGGGAAAUUAUACUUUCCUCUUGGUGGUCUCCAAACUGUCUGAUAAUGCAAAAUAGCAUGUCGUCAAUUAAAAUUUAAAAUAGAGAUAUAGAUAGACUGAGACUCUGAAAUACUUCCAGUUGUGUGGCCAUAGUUCGUCUGGUUGGUUUAGCUUCACAUGACCAAAGUACUAUUGCCUAUUAUCUGUUCUUCUGACUGUUGUCUGUUUAUAAGAAGUGUUCGAUAUAAGAUAUUACAAUAUAGGAAAUAAUGUGAAAAUAAGAAUCAUAACUUGUAUUUUUGGUAUGUGAUGUCAUGAUUGGAGAAACAUUAAAACUUGGGCUUUGAUACAAUCAGGCCUCCAGGCUUACAACCUUCCAAGCUUAAGCAUUCCUCAUCUCUGUCAAACUAUUCUCCCUUUCAGCUGCCACUUUUCUCUUCAGCUUUUUAUCUCUCUCAAACUCACACAUUAUCAUUGUUUCUCUGAGCAUAGGGCAUAGGUGCAAUAAGUGUAUUGAUCACAAAAAUGAUGUAUCAUUCUAAUUGAGGCUGAGGAGAGGUCUACCUCAUUGACACAGAUGAAUGUGGGCUGGGGGAUAACAUUUUAAAUGUUUACUGAGUGGUUCUUGGUAUUUAUUUCAUUGACAUGGACAGCUCCACACACAAGAAUUCAUGCUGACAAAAGGGUUCUUAUAAUAUUUUAAAACACCUUCCUUCGAAUUACAAUGCUAAUACUAUACCUAACACUACAAAUUGGUCACACAAUAUGACUUUUAGUGAUAUAUAACUCUGAGUGGGUUUUGGUAUACAAACCACGUUUGGAUGAUCAGGCAUUCAGUAGAAGGCUUAAUGUGUUUGAACAGUGUGUUAAUUUGUUUCAUAUUUCCCCAGCUGAAAGUCAUAAAUCACAUCUGACCAACUGUCUCAAUCUAUCACCCUGAGCUGACAGAGGUUAAAAUAGCUGGAUCUUUCUAACACAUGGGAAAGGAAUGGGUUAAUCUUACAUGAAUGGAAAUUUGAUGAAGCUGCAACUUUGUGUCCGGUUCUGAUGUUUUUUUUAUGUAAAAGUUUUUUUUUAUAGUUAGUCCUAAGAAAUUUUUUAUUAGUAUUGUAUUGGUCCAUUGUAGAAACUUGUUUUUCAUUAGAAUUGUAUAACUUUGAAUAACUAAUGUUAUGUCAUGUAUUCCACAGGAUGAAAACGUUUUUAUACAAAUGACAGGUAUUCUAAUCUAAGGUAGUGUUAUCAUUUCAUAUUCAAAACUGUAUCCAGUUUACUGUGUUGUCUUGUGGCGUUCUCAUCAAGAUCUUUGGGAGACUGACUUUGUAUUGUUGAGAAAGUCAAUCAACUGAUAGUAGCACUGAUAGUAUUUACUCUGCAUGAUUUACUUGGCACUCUCAGUUCUUCUUUAUAUCCACUAGGUGGCAGUGACUGAUUAACAAUAGUCCACAUUAAGAAACCCUAUUAAUAAUUUCCUCAAAUACAAAAUGCCAACUGCGAGAGAUGCACAGUUGGGCACUCAACAUGAUAGACUGGAUGUUCCUCACCUGUUGUCAUGUGAUUCACUGUGUACAUGCAUUGAAAAGAGAAAGCAAGAGAAUGUGCCAGAAUGAGCAACUUACCGUGAUAACUCACAUAUAUGCAUAUUAUAGUAACGUUUUGGAAGUAGCACAAUGGUUUGAGCGUUUGACUACAGAUCAAAAGGUUUCAGGUUUGAAUCCCCUAGUGAUCUAUAUAUUGCUUCGGAGAAAAGUUUCUGCUAAAUGAACAUGUCUUUAUAGAAAAGGGAAGGUUAUUAUGGUGACAAGUUUCUGGGUUGUAAUUUAUAUUUUUGGUACAACCAACUCUGAGAAAAACUGAAGUGAGUCAUCAAAAGCAUUCAUUACAUUUGAGAGAAUAAUUGCAUAAGUCAAUAAAAUUGCACUGCUUAACUAACAAAAGCAUGAGAAAAAAAAAAAAACGCGUACUGAACAACAACUAAAAACUGUCCUGUCUAAGUCAAAAGACAACAACAUUCUACAUGGCAAUGUUGCUGCCAGGGCCUGUAAGAGUAUUAGUUGUUUUUAGUAUGUCAUGAUUUUAAAUUUUUUUAUCCUGUGACAAUUCAACCAUAGCACUGUUACAACAAUCCCAGACCAUGGGGUAAACUGUAAAGUUUCACACUUUAUAUUUAAGAAAACAACAUGCAUUUUAAGUUUUAUUUACAUUUAUACUAUAACUACAGAAAUGUGUAAUGGAAAGAUUGUUAGGUUAUUUGUAUGAAAUAUUGAAUACAAAAGACAAUCUGAGAAGCUAUUUCUGCUAUUGUAUACAGACAUGUUUAGUCCAAUGGACAAAUGUCCAAUGGACAAAUUGUGUUAAAAACACGAUUUGGCUUUGAUGGGCAGUUGCAACAUGGAGAGAAUUGAGAUCUCAAUGUGUGAAGGUGUAUGUAAUUACAUUGGGUAGAUUCUACCACUUUAACACAGCCACUAACUUUCUCCAUAACAACGGUGAUGAGGAUAAUUAAGUCAGCUGAUAUGUAUCCGAAGAGAUCAGAGAAGCCAUGUUUCGUACAUUUUGAUGUACCGCCCCAACGUAA
Messenger RNA from Hypomesus transpacificus, 4384 nucleotides. It is a transcript of the gene ccbe1, whose product is annotated as collagen and calcium binding EGF domains 1. NCBI's taxonomy places the organism in Eukaryota, Metazoa, Chordata, Actinopteri, Osmeriformes, Osmeridae. The transcript has 11 exons. Gene Ontology annotation, molecular function: calcium ion binding. Bases 127 to 1320 code for a protein of 397 amino acids. The record is from RefSeq and is a predicted model, not a curated record.